This is a messenger RNA of Suillus clintonianus, 957 nucleotides long. RefSeq lists its product as uncharacterized. The transcript is spliced from 3 exons. The record is from RefSeq and is a predicted model, not a curated record. Bases 1 to 957 code for a protein of 318 amino acids. Lineage: Eukaryota; Fungi; Basidiomycota; Agaricomycetes; Boletales; Suillaceae.
AUGGAAACUCAGUGGAAGAAGGAGAAUGCUAUUGGCGGGAUCGCUCAUGCUCCCGCUGUUUCUGUUGUCACAGAAGUCGGUGCUGGCCCUUUUGGUGCUCCCACCCGACUUCUCCAACCUGCUGCCAACCCCAUCAGCGUCUUUGGUGCUCCCUUAGCGCCUUUUUCACAAGACGUUGGGACCACGACUACUUCCAACUCUACCACUGACAUCCCGCAUGACACUGGGACCCACGUUUAUCCAACCACGCCUAUCUCUAUUGACGCUCAGGCUACUAAUACUCCCUCCGUGUCUGUCAAAAAGACUGGGACCACUGAUGUUCCCAGCUCACCUAUCCAUACUGACGCCUAUGUUGGCACUAUCACUGUGCCCAAUUCGCCUUCUGUGGUGGCCACCUAUGUUGACACCAUGGACAAUCCCACCACUCACUUCAGUGCAGAAACCCAUCCCACGUCCAGCGGCACUAAAAGCCUGACUAGGACCUUGGGUAAUUAUUUAAAUCUACCUUCAUCUAUUCACGCUGACGAUGUUGUUGAUCCGUCAGCGGUACAGAACCUUAUCCCACCUAUUGAGACCCUUUCGCCUACCACCAUGUCCAAUGGCAAGGGUAACCUUGUGUCUAACGAUUGUGCUAUCUCUCGUGUUAACAGUGAAGGACCCUCGACGCUCGCGAACGUUGCGUUUAGCGACAACGCUAACGAAUCUAGCGCUCCUACACUGGACCCUAACCUCGCGAACCCAGACUCACAUGGUCCUCGACCCGAAGACAAUGUUAAUGUUAACAUUUCUGACGGCCGUUCUGAUGACAACGAGCCCGAUGACACGUCUAAGGAGGAAACCAUGCUGGGUGAUGCUACUGACUCGAACGAUACGUUCGAUGUCUUCUAUGCCCACCCCAUGACUGUCGAACAGCCUCCCGCAUACUUAACUUCGACUUGCGAGCUCUACUCCGAGUGA